AUGACUGUCACAUACACAGCCCGAGUGGCAAACGCCCGCUUCGGUGGCUUCUCACAGCUGCUGCUGCUGUGGCGUGGGAGCAUCUACAAACUCCUGUGGCGUGAGCUGCUCACUUUCCUGGGGCUCUUCAUGGUGCUGAGUGCCACCUACCGCUUCCUGCUGACUGAAGAGCAAAAGCGCUACUUCGAGAAGCUUGUCAUUUACUGCGACCAGUAUGCCAGCCUCAUCCCUGUCUCCUUUGUGCUUGGCUUCUACGUGACUCUGGUGGUGCAGCGGUGGUGGAACCAGUACCUGUGCAUGCCGCUGCCCGACCCGCUCAUGUGCGUGGUGGCGGGCACGGUGCACGGGCGCGACGAGCGAGGCCGCCUCUACCGGCGCACACUCAUGCGCUACGCAGGACUUUCAGCCGUGCUCAUCCUGCGCUCCGUCAGCACCGCCGUCUUCAAACGCUUCCCCACCAUAGACCACGUGGUGGAGGCGGGGUUUAUGACCCGCGAGGAGCGCAAGAAGUUCGAGAACCUGAACUCAUCCUACAACAAGUUCUGGGUGCCCUGCGUUUGGUUCUCCAACCUAGCGGCGCAGGCCCGGCGCGAGGGCCGCAUCCGCGACAACAGCGCCCUUAAGUUACUUCUCGAGGAGCUGAAUGUGUUCCGGGGCAAGUGUGGGAUGCUCUUUCACUACGACUGGAUUAGUGUACCCCUCGUCUACACCCAGGUGGUGACCAUCGCAGUGUACAGCUACUUCCUGGCUUGCCUCAUCGGUCGUCAGUUCCUGGACCCCGCGCAGGGCUACAAAGAUCACGACCUGGACCUGUGCGUGCCCAUAUUCACCCUGCUGCAAUUCUUCUUCUAUGUGGGCUGGCUCAAGGUAGCCGAACAGCUCAUCAACCCUUUCGGAGAGGAUGACGACGACUUUGAGACCAACUUUCUGAUCGACCGCAACUUCCAAGUAUCGAUGCUGGCCGUGGACGAGAUGUACGACGACCUGGCCAUGCUGGAGAAGGACCUGUACUGGGACGCGACCGAGGCUCGCGCCCCCUACACGGCGGCCACCGCCUUCCUGCUGCAGCAGCCCUCCUUCCAGGGCUCCACCUUCGACAUCACGCUGGCCAAGGAGGACAUGCAGUUCCAGCGGCAGGACUGCGUCGUGGACGGACCGCUGGGCGAGGCGCACGGCGACUUCCUGCAGCGCCUCCUGCCGGCGGGCGCAGGCACAGCCGGCGGAGGCCUGCUGGGCCGUCGACUGUCCCUGCUGCGCCGCAAGAACAGCUGUGUGUCGGAGGCGUCCAUUCCCGCCAGCUGUGCGUGCUCAGGCGCCCCUGAUGGCACGGCCCCGGAGUGCGGCUGCGGGGAGCCGCUUCUCGACCUCGGCCCGCGGGAGCCCGAGCCCGAUCCCCCUGCUGGUCCUGAGCCGCCUGUCCCCAUCCCCGGGCCCACGGCCGAGCCCUUCACCACCGUGCCCAUGCCGGGGACCCGGGGGCCGGCGCCGCCCUGGCUGCCCAGCCCUAUUGGCGAGGAGGAGGAGAAUCUGGCCUGA
Molecule: messenger RNA, 1536 nt
Organism: Cynocephalus volans (Philippine flying lemur)
Lineage: Eukaryota; Metazoa; Chordata; Mammalia; Dermoptera; Cynocephalidae
Gene: BEST2
Product: bestrophin 2
Exons: 9
Coding region: 1-1536 (511 amino acids)
Molecular function (GO): chloride channel activity
Source: RefSeq, a predicted model, not a curated record